Suillus clintonianus is the source of this 1414-nucleotide messenger RNA. Its product is annotated as Alpha/Beta hydrolase protein. NCBI's taxonomy places the organism in Eukaryota, Fungi, Basidiomycota, Agaricomycetes, Boletales, Suillaceae. The coding region runs from base 267 to 1292 and encodes 341 amino acids. Gene Ontology annotation, molecular function: protein methylesterase activity. The record is from RefSeq and is a predicted model, not a curated record. The transcript has 8 exons. Gene Ontology annotation, biological process: protein demethylation.
GCUUCAGCUUCCUCCCACUCAGUGGCAAAGUCUGGCAUCAAACAAGUUCGCAGACCUCCAGGAUGUUAUUCUCCCCCCUCCCGACCACGAUCGCUUGUACGCCCAGGCCUGUAGAGCAGAAGCGAAGAUACCAUUGCACUGAGCGCUUUUCCUAUGUUGCGUUGGAGUGGAUAAAGUGGGCCACGAAAAAUGGUCAAUAGGCCAUCCAAUGACUACGUUUGCGACCGAGGGCUGCAGGCCUGUGGGUGUCGAAAACCAACUGUAUUAUGAAUGCUCCCUCAGCAGUUUCAACACCAAAGCCACCAAAUCCUGUAUUCAAGUCAUUAAGUCCUGCAUCAUAUUUUUCUCAGGCAUUGCAGGUAUCACUCCCCACCCAAGCCCUUGACGUUCGGGUAUAUUACACUCCCCCAAAGUACGACGGAGGGGGUGUCAUCGUAUUCCACCACGACGCAGGAUACGCAGGUACAAGUUUCGCAUGUCUCGCGAAAGAGAUUAGUGAGGUCAUGAGGGAUAGCGUCGGUGUUCUGGCAUUUGAUGCGAGAAGACAUGGAAAGACGACAUCAUCUGAGUCUGAUGAAGACCUAUCAAUUAAUGUCCUCGUGGAGGAUUUCUGUGCUCUGCUGCAAACAAUUUACCCAGAUGCGGCAGCAGCUCCACCGUUAAUGCUUGUUGGACACAGCAUGGGAGGAUCUGUAUGCGUUCGCGCGUGUCCCAUACUUCAGCAACGCAAAUAUAAUAUCGCGGGAGUGGCUGUUCUGGAUGUAGUAGAAGGCACAGCAGUGGAAGCGCUGCCUCACAUGCACGCAAUUCUCAACUCUCGACCCGAGGGUUUCGAUAGCGUUGAGGAAGCAGUCGAGUGGCACGUCAAUACGGGCCUCAUCCAUAACCCCACUUCUGCCCGUGUUUCAAUUCCAUCUAUCGUUGUUCCCGCCGAUUCCCCUCUGACGCCCAGCACACGCGCAAAUAUUGGGUUCAAAUACAAGUGGCGUACGCCGCUUCGGUCAAUGGCACCAUACUGGGACAGCUGGUUCCCGUCGCUUUCGUCUUUAUUCCUCGGCCUCCGCUCCGCACGGCUCUUAGUAUUAGCAGGCGCAGAGCGCCUUGACACGACACUUAUGGUUGGCCAGAUGCAGGGCAAAUUCUGGCUUGAAGUCAUGGCUGGUUCGGGUGUGGGACAUCUCGUACACGAGGAUUAUCCGACGAAACUAGCAGAAAUUCCGGCAGAUUUUUGGAAGCGCAAUGAACGCGUUGUGGUUCGAGGGAACAUUAUCAAGAGGGUCGGGGAGGCUUAGAGUACAAGUAGUUAGAUAUGUCUUUGGCUGUUUGCCUUUUUUAUAGUUCGUUUGUUGCGUGCGACAACCUGAAUUACGGUCUCGGUCCAAGACAUGGUGCACACAUAUGAAGUGUGAUCACU